AUGACAGACGAAUCGAUGGCGGUUUUUUUGUGUGUUCGACCAUUAGAAGAUCAUAUUGGUCCAACAGGGUAUAAAAUUGAAAAAUUCAUCUGGGGUGAUGGUCGUGCAUCACAUGCAUUUCUUAUGGUGUGGCCUCUAAAUGAUACUCAAUUAACAGUAAUUGAAAUUGAGUAUCGUGGCGUUAAAAAGAUGAUAUUAAGUACUAAAGAAGUUGACGGCUUUCUAUCCUCAAUUGUUCAAAUAGAAUUUCUUGGUUUAACAUCAUAUAAAUUAGAUGAUUUAAUUAAUAAUGCUAAACAUUAUAUAGAAUUAAAUCCACAUUACAAUGCCGUAUGUAACAAUUGUCGAACAUUAGUCGAAUAUUUACUCAACAAAAUUCCUGAAUUUUGUAGUUUACCGCGUGAAAAACAUUCUGUUCUAGAAUAUUAUCAUCAACAAUCGAAAAUCAAUCAUAAAACACAAAUGGAACGAUUUAUUGAAACAAAUGGAAAGAAAAAAUUAUACAAAUCGAUAAUACAAAGUUUGCAAAACAACAAUUCAAAUGAACUAACACAGUUCGAUAGUAUCAAUAACAAACCAUUGCCCUUAAUUUCAAACGAACCAACAGAUUUAAAAGAAAAAAUUCGUGAAUUAUUAAUGUUAGCGACACUGCCAUCGAAGUUUUCUUCCACCUCUACUCUAGAAACAGACUCGCAAUAA
Molecule: messenger RNA, 699 nt
Organism: Didymodactylos carnosus
Lineage: Eukaryota; Metazoa; Rotifera; Eurotatoria; Philodinida; Philodinidae
Source: the annotation of a GenBank genome assembly